This is a messenger RNA of Capronia epimyces CBS 606.96, 1374 nucleotides long. Its product is annotated as RuvB-like helicase 1. The record is from RefSeq and is a predicted model, not a curated record. The transcript has 4 exons. Gene Ontology annotation, molecular function: DNA helicase activity; ATP hydrolysis activity; ATP binding. The coding region runs from base 1 to 1374 and encodes 457 amino acids. Gene Ontology annotation, biological process: regulation of transcription by RNA polymerase II; box C/D snoRNP assembly; chromatin remodeling. Gene Ontology annotation, cellular component: R2TP complex; Ino80 complex; NuA4 histone acetyltransferase complex. NCBI's taxonomy places the organism in Eukaryota, Fungi, Ascomycota, Eurotiomycetes, Chaetothyriales, Herpotrichiellaceae.
AUGGUCAACAUCAGCGAAGUCAAGGGCACUUCGCGCGAAAACCGCACCGCGGCGCAUACACAUAUCAAGGGAUUGGGCCUGCGCUCCGACGGGACUGCUGAGACUUCUGGAAAUGGUUUCGUCGGCCAAGUUGCUGCCCGCGAGGCUUGCGGCGUGGUUGUCGAUCUCAUUAAAGCCAAAAAGAUGUCUGGGAGAGCAGUGUUAUUGGCGGGAGGGCCAGGUACUGGGAAAACGGCUUUGGCGUUAGCGGUAUCUCAAGAACUAGGGACCAAGGUGCCUUUCUGUCCCAUUGUGGGCAGCGAAGUGUAUUCCACAGAGGUCAAGAAGACAGAGGCGUUGAUGGAAAAUUUCAGAAGGGCAAUAGGGCUUCGAGUGCGCGAAACGAAAGAAGUCUACGAAGGCGAAGUCACAGAACUCAUCCCCGAGGAAUCAGAGAAUCCCCUGGGAGGAUUCGGGCGCACUAUUUCUCAUCUCAUCAUCACCCUGAAAUCCGCGAAAGGCACAAAGAAACUGAGGCUCGAUCCCAGCAUCUACGAGGCCAUUCAGAAAGAGAGGGUCAUGGUCGGUGACGUCGUCUACAUCGAGGCAAAUACAGGCGCCUGUAAGAGAGUUGGACGAUCAGACGCCUACGCUACAGAAUUCGAUCUAGAGGCGGAAGAAUACGUGCCCAUACCCAAGGGAGAGGUGCAUAAGAAGAAGGAAGUCGUGCAAGACGUGACGCUGCACGAUCUGGACAUUGCCAAUGCCAGACCUCAGGGUGGCCAGGAUGUUAUGAGCAUGAUGGGCCAACUGAUGAAGCCCAAAAAGACGGAAAUCACAGACAAGCUAAGAGCCGAGAUCAACAAGGUCGUCAGCAGAUACAUUGACCAGGGUGUGGCCGAGCUGGUUCCCGGUGUACUGUUCAUCGACGAGGUCCACAUGCUCGACAUUGAAUGCUUUACAUAUCUGAAUCGUGCUCUCGAGUCGCCCAUCUCCCCAAUUGUCAUCCUGGCCUCAAACCGGGGAAACACCAUCAUUCGCGGCACCCAAGACAUCAAAGGCGCACACGGCGUGCCGCCCGAUCUUCUAGCCCGUUUGCUCAUCAUUCCCACACAUCCAUACAGCGCGUCCGAAAUCCAAACCAUCAUCCGUCUACGCGCAAAGACGGAAGGCCUGUCCAUAUCCGACGCGGCCAUUGAGAAACUCGCCCAGCAUGGCACGAACGUGUCGUUACGCUACGCACUGCAGCUGUUGACCCCCAGCAGCAUAUUGGCCAAGGUCAACGGGAGACAGGAGAUCGCGCCCGAGGACAUUGCUGAGUGCGAGGAUCUCUUCAUUGACGGCAGGCGAAGCGCAAAGAUUGUGGAGGCAUCUGCUGGAUCAUUCAUCAGUUGA